AUGCGGUGGUGUCAUAUUCUCGUCAUGUCAAUUUGCUUCCUUGCUAGCAGCGAUGGUCACUUGGCGACCAAAACGUCGGCCGUGUCUUCGCCCGCAACCUUGAUAUCUACCAAUGCCAUCGUCACUGACAACGCGAAACGAAGAUUUCUGAGGGUGGACGAGUCGGAUAAGACCAGCGUUCGAUAUGAACAGGAAGUAGACAAGACAACUAGAAGAUGUCGAGAGGAGAGAACUCAAGACACUUGA
Messenger RNA from Phytophthora infestans T30-4, 246 nucleotides. RefSeq names its product secreted RxLR effector peptide protein, putative. The coding region runs from base 1 to 246 and encodes 81 amino acids. Lineage: Eukaryota; Oomycota; Peronosporomycetes; Peronosporales; Peronosporaceae. The transcript has a single exon. The record is from RefSeq and is a predicted model, not a curated record.